CUCCUUUUUUGUUAUUAUUAUUAUUUCUCUCUCAUCCAGAGCAAAUUAGAAAGGAUAAUUGUUGUGUAGUUACAUAGAAAUCAAUCAAGAUUAAGAAGAUGAAUAGCAACAGUAAUUUGGAGACUCGUACUCUUCUUGAUGAACUUAGUGACUUUAAUAAAGGGGGACUUUUCGACUUUGGUCACCCUCUUGUUAACCGCAUUGCUGAGAGUUUUGUUAAAGCUGCUGGGAUAGGAGCAGUUCAAGCUGUGUCCCGUGAAGCCUAUUUCACGGUUAUUGAAGGUACUGGGAUUGAUAAUGCUGGUGGAAUGCCUCCAGAAAUAUCUGGAGCCAAGAAAAAUCGUUUUCAUGGUCUUAGAGGAGAGACCAGCAGUAAAUCUAUUGAGGCAAUGGUAAAAAACACAGGGAAAGAAUCCUUCCAAUGGGGGUUGGCUGCAGGACUAUAUUCAGGACUCACAUAUGGGAUGAAGGAAGCUCGUGGUACUCAUGACUGGAAAAAUAGUGCAGUUGCUGGAGCAAUCACUGGAGCAGCACUUGCAUGUACAUCAGAUAACACAUCUCAUGAACAGAUUGCGCAAUGUGCUAUUACCGGAGCUGCGAUUUCAACUGCUGCAAAUCUUCUAACAGGGAUAUUCUAAACCUGUUGGGAUUUUUAGCCUUGUUUUUAAUCUUCCAAUUUGUGACAUUUAUUACUACUUUUGGUACUUGUUUAAAAUUAACUUGUAGCAUUUAGCAACUAUUUCUUUCUGAAUUUGUAGUUCUCUUUUUCAAAUGUGUUGUCUCCGGUGGUUUUCAUUGAUAAUAUAGUUAGUAUUAGUAAUAUACUAGCAGUACUUAAGAGAACAGUUAAAUGUUUGAGUGUAAUGGAUCGGUUUUGUUUUCA
This is a messenger RNA of Medicago truncatula (barrel medic), 883 nucleotides long. RefSeq names its product outer envelope pore protein 16-2, chloroplastic. Gene Ontology annotation, molecular function: amino acid transmembrane transporter activity. The coding region runs from base 99 to 638 and encodes 179 amino acids. Gene Ontology annotation, cellular component: chloroplast outer membrane. The transcript is spliced from 7 exons. The record is from RefSeq and is a predicted model, not a curated record. NCBI's taxonomy places the organism in Eukaryota, Viridiplantae, Streptophyta, Magnoliopsida, Fabales, Fabaceae.